AAAGCCCUCCACGACAGUCCCGGCGCUUUGCGGCCAGCCGCGCGCGUGCUGAUGUGUCGGGGAGGCGGGGCUCAGGGAAGUGAUCCGUCGGACGCACCUUGCUCCCGCGCCGCGUCUGUGGCGGUGUUACCUCCUUGGAGCCAUGGCGGUGUCUGCCCGGUCCGCGCGGGCCCCGUCGGACUCACAUAAAGUACAGAAAGACAAGGCUGGACAGACUUCAGGGCCCUGUCAGGGCAGCGGAAUGGCGAAACUCUUGGGUUUUGAGUGGACAGAUGUUUCCAGCUGGGGGAGGCUGGUGACCCUGCUGAACCGACCAACGGAUCCUGCCAGCCUGGCCGUCUUCCGUUUUCUCUUUGGGCUGAUGAUGGUGUUGGACAUUCCCCAGGAACGGGGGCUCAGCUCCCUAGACCGAAGAUACCUGGAUGGGCUGGAGGUGUGCCGCUUCCCCUUGCUGGAUGCCCUGCAGCCACUACCACUUGACUGGAUGUAUCUUGUCUAUACCAUCAUGUUUCUGGGGGCACUGGGCAUGAUGCUGGGCCUGUGCUACCGGAUAAGCUGUGUGUUAUUCCUGCUGCCAUACUGGUAUGUGUUUCUCCUGGACAAGACGUCAUGGAACAACCACUCCUAUCUGUAUGGUUUGUUGGCCUUUCAGCUGACAUUCAUGGAUGCGAACCACUACUGGUCUGUGGACGGCCUGCUGAAUGCCCGUAAGCGGAAUGCCCACGUGCCCCUUUGGAACUAUGCUGUGCUGCGGGGCCAGAUCUUCAUUGUGUACUUCAUUGCGGGUGUGAAAAAGCUGGACGCAGACUGGGUUGAAGGCUAUUCCAUGGAGUACCUGUCCCGGCACUGGCUCUUCAGUCCCUUCAAACUGGUAUUGUCCGAGGAGAUGACUAGUCUGCUAGUGGUGCACUGGUGUGGACUGCUGCUCGACCUCUCAGCCGGUUUCCUGCUCUUCUUUGAUGCCUCGAGGUCCAUUGGCCUCCUCUUCGUGUCCUACUUCCACUGCAUGAAUUCCCAGCUUUUCAGCAUCGGUAUGUUCCCCUACGUCAUGCUCGCCAGCAGCCCUCUCUUCUGCUCCCCUGAGUGGCCCCGGAAGCUAGUAUCUCACUUCCCUGAAAGGCUGCAAGAACUGCUGCCCCUCAAGGCUGCCCCUCAGCCCAGUGUGUCCUGCGUGUAUAAGAAGAGCCGAGCCAAAGGUGGCCAGAAGCCAGGGCUGCGCCAUCAGCUCGGUGCCACCUUCACCCUGCUCUACCUCCUGGAGCAGCUCUUCCUGCCCUAUUCUCAUUUCCUCACCCAGGGCUAUAACAACUGGACAAAUGGGCUGUAUGGCUAUUCCUGGGACAUGAUGGUACACUCGCGCUCCCACCAGCACGUGAAGAUCACCUACCGUGACGGCCGCACUGGCGAGCUGGGCUACCUUAACCCUGGGGUAUUCACACAGAGCCGACGAUGGAAGGAUCAUGCAGACAUGCUGAAGCAAUAUGCUACUUGCCUGAGCCAACUGCUUCCCAAGUACAAUGUCACUGAGCCCCAGAUCUACUUUGAUAUUUGGGUCUCCAUCAAUGACCGCUUCCAGCAGAGGAUUUUUGAUCCUCGUGUGGACAUCGUGCAGGCCGCCUGGUCCCCAUUCCAGCGUACAUCUUGGCUGCAGCCACUGUUGAUGGACCUGUCUCCCUGGAGGACCAAGUUACAGGAAAUCAAGAGCAGCCUGGACAACCACACUGAGGUGGUUUUCAUUGCAGAUUUCCCUGGGCUGCACCUGGAGAAUUUUGUGAGUGAAGACCUGGGCAACACUAGCAUUCAGCUGCUGCAGGGGGAGGUGAUUGUGGAGCUGGUGGCAGAACAAAAGAAUCAGACUCUUCAGGAGGGAGAAAAAAUGCAGUUGCCUGCUGGUGAGUACCAUAAGGUAUAUACGAUGUCACCCAGUCCUUCCUGCUACAUGUACAUCUAUGUCAACACUACGGAGCUUGCACUGGAGCAAGACCUGGCAUAUCUGCAAGAAUUAAAGGAGAAGGUGGAGAAUGGAACUGAAAUGGGGCCUCUACCUCCAGAACUGCAACCUCUGCUGGAAGGGGAAGUAAAAGGGGGCCCUGAGCCAACACCUCUGGUUCAGACUUUUCUUAGACGCCAGCGACGGCUCCAAGAGCUUGAACGCCGGAGAAAUACCCCUUUCCACGAGCGGCUCUUCCGCUUCUUGCUACGGAAGCUCUAUAUCUUUCGCCGCAGCUUCCUGAUGACUUGUAUCUCACUUCGAAAUCUGGUAUUAGGCCGCCCUUCCCUGGAGCAGCUGGCCCAAGAGGUGACUUAUGCAAACUUGCGACCCUUUGAGCCAGUUGGAGAGUCAAGUCAUUCAAACACAGAUUCUUCGAAUUCUGAUCCCCCUGAGCCAAAUUCUGACCCUGUGCACUCAGAGUUCUGAGGGGGGGCAGAUGUUGGGUACAGAUGUGGGAGCAGCCAGUCAUAGGACCAUCAACCUAUGCAUUGGAAAUGUGAAGAAAUUGAUAUUUUAUAUAUUUUUCUUCUUUAUUCAUAGUUCUUUUAAAUUCAGAGAGGAUAUCUUAGAGGAGCCAAGAAAGUAAAGCAAGGAUAAAAUUUAUCAAUUCAAGUUUGAGGGGCUAGGACAGCCAUUCUAGGAUAAAGGGCUAAGAGUCAGGUUUAAAGUGACCAGCUCCUUGGGGAAAGAGAUUUAUGUGCCAUGAUAACAAUAAUGCCAAACUAUUCUCAAGUACUUGUUAUAUGCCUUCAUUAUUUCAUUUAACCCUUAGUGGCCAUUAGUCCCCUAUUUUACAGUUGGAGAAAGUAAGGCUCAGAGAUCAUAUAAUUUCAAAGACAACCCUCAUAAGAGAUGUACCCUGCCUCUUGUAAUUUGCAGACUCACGGACAAGAAUCAUGAAAUAGUGUUAGCCUAAAACUUGUCUUGUUAAUUACAGGUAAGAUUAGGAUGGUGGUCAAGUUCUAAACGCACAGUAAUUUUCUCUUCCCUACUGUUGUGGUUCCUUUAUUGUUCCUAUUAUAGCCAGUGAGUUUUUCAGUAGCAGCUAUGAGAAUAGGUAGAACCAAGUUAAAUAAGGAAAUUUAGAUGAUUGGUACUAGCUCUCUCAAAAUAAGCUUUAGCAUUCUCUCAAAAUUAAAUUUUAGCAUCCUUCUACCCUUUCGUGAGCACAAAGUGAUGUAAAGAGAAUUAACCAAACUUGGUGAGGGAUUAAGGCAUGUUUGCCGUUAUUUUGUAGGCUUCGAUGUACAGGGGGACUCAGGAGGCACCUCAAUUCCUUGAAAACUCAAAAGCCUGGCAUUGGGCUAGAAAGUAAGAAUGCAUAGAGAAAAAGGAAGAAAAAAGGCCCCUGCUCUGGGUGCUCAUGGUCUUGCAGUAAAGACGGUCAUGGCAGUAUAUUGGCAGUCCCAGUAACUUUGAUAAAGGAUUACAUCUGUGUUUUCAGGCUUCGCUUCCCAUGCCUCACCCCACCCCACCCUACCCUACUUCCUUGGACAGUGGUCUCAGGAGGUCUUUCCUAGGCAGCUGCCUUCUCACUGUACAUACUUGGGAUGAUGAUGUCCUCUCCAGUGGUUUCCAGUGAUGCUGCUUAAAUUUCCCUCCUGCGCCCUAGACCUAUGUAUCUAACUAGCUCCAUCUGGAUAUCCCACAAAGCUUUCAAACUCUAACAACUUCUAUUCAUCCCCAACUCAGGCCUCCUUCUCAUUAGUGAAUGGCAUUUUUUGACCAAGCCACCUGAGUCCUCAGCCUUGAUUCUUCCUUUUUUCUCACAUUUCUUAAAUUUCAAGUUGCAUGAGUUCUAGCUCUUGAAUCUAUUCAUUUCUACUACCUCUGCGUUCUAGUUGGAGACAGACCUGAGCAGAUACAGUUGUGCAAGUUGGGCCUGAAUAAGGGCAUCCCACUGAAGUCAAGUGGGACCUCAUUCUUACAAGGCAUUUGUGUGGGUUAGCUAGCAAUAACAGUGCCACGAGGUAUCUUGGUCACUUGAUAAGUGUGGGGGAAACACUGGUUUUCAAGUUUUGCAGAUCUGUGACACAAUACACCUCGGCACCAUGUCCUUUUAAGUUCAGCCAUCUCUUCCCCUGCAGUCCCCCCACGCCCUGCCCAUUACAUGACUGGUAUUUGGGGAAGGGACUCCGUGGUAGUUGUAAUAUAGGCAAGGAUGCUACUGUCCCAAACCUGUUAGUGCAUCACCUCUUCUUCCCAAUGAAAAUGUUGGGAUGGGAUGGAGAGGACAGGUGGUCAUCUUAAUACUGUUUAAGAAAAGCUAUUCAACAGUAAAUCUGGAUUCAGAUUUCACUAGAAAUCAGGUCUUGUGCAGCUGUUAUGGAAAUGGACUAUCAAUGUCCUUUUUGCUAGGCCUUAGUGUUCUGUUUCUCCUCUCAGCAUUUGUCCCGGACCAAGUUGUUCCUUUAAACUGUAUAAAGUCCAGUACAGAUUUCCUUUUAACCUGCACAUUGAGCUUUCCUCCCAUACCAUAUUCAUGCUUUGAUCUUCAACCAUUUAUAAUCACCAUCACUCCAUUUUACCUUUGCUUCUACUCUUCUCCCUGGGCUGGUCAGUAUUUCUUCACCUUCACUUUUUAAAUAAUUUUUUCCCCUGUUAGGCAGAAGCAAAUACUGAACCUAACCUUAAUUUCUCUAGUACUAUCCGACUGCCUAUAGGCAUCCAGUGCAUCCCUAUCCCCCUUAAUUUGGCCAGCAGUGCACUGGCAUCUAAGAGCUUUUUGAAACUUUAAACGAUACCAGGACUUAACCUUGCCCCCCUGCCAAUAUAGUUAUAUUUAAGCCUCUAGAUAGGUGUAAUCAAGCAUUCUUUUGGGUUUCACAUUUUCAGAUCAACAGUAAAGAUGAACCACAUGAUUGCUUACAUGCUGGUGUAAACCUGUGCCAAGUGGCUCUGGUCUCUACUUUUAGCUCCUGGUUAAAAAGGGAUGGUUCAAGCUCUGUUGUGAACCCCUACAAACUGCCACAAAUUUAGAAGAAGGGUUUUAGAAACUUGUAGUAACAUCAUCACUGUAAUUGUGCUCAAUUUUUCACUGUAGCUCACUUAUUCUAGCUCGUAAAAUGAUUAGAAGCUGGCCCCUCACCACUGCUCAAAUUUUGCUGUGUCAUGUACUGAACAUGUAACUUGCAGCCUUUAACACCUGUUUAUAAUAAAGGGAUUAACACUUCAGGCAUAAUAAACCUUUUCCCCCUACAUUGGAAAGAUGAAAAGAGGUUUAAAUUUUCAAGACUAAACAUUACUGUCCCUUUUACGUCCUUAAUCUUGGACAGUUUUUAAAUGUUACUGGCAGUUGAGUAGCUGCUACAUAGUAAGGACAUAUAGAUUUUAUCCACUGCGUCGACCAAAAAAAGCAAUGCUAGACAGGUAAGAUCUUGGGAGGUUUUUCUCAGUGCUAGGAAUAGGAUAUACAAACCUAUUGAAAUGCCUGCAGUCCUGGAUGAAGGGGUUUGAGGUGAUUUCCCUGAACCAUGGGAAGGAUUACAAUUAUUCAGGGAUAAGGAGUAUGUUCUCAGGUCAUAUUCAAACCAAAGAAUAAUGGACACAAUUAAGGUAGAACCUAGCAUUUUAUUUAGAUCUUCAUUAAACUGUUGGAAUUGAGAACCAGACAUACGUAAUAAACCUCCAAAAAUAGAUCCUGAAAGGCACUUUCUGCUUAGGGCAAGCAGUCAUGGAAUAAGCAUGUAAACAAGCUGGCUUCUCUGUACCACACCAGCCAAGUCAGCUUUCUCCAUGGCCAGCUGCACCAGCUCUGCCCUCCCUUCUAUUAACACCAGCCAGACCCCCUGUAGGUCUAACCCAAGGUUUUUCUGUAGGACACCUUGGCCUACCUGGGAAUGCUGGAAACAUGUUGUUAAAGGAAUCAUGGUGUUGAGGAA
Molecule: messenger RNA, 5874 nt
Organism: Lynx canadensis (Canada lynx)
Lineage: Eukaryota; Metazoa; Chordata; Mammalia; Carnivora; Felidae
Gene: GGCX
Product: gamma-glutamyl carboxylase
Exons: 15
Coding region: 143-2419 (758 amino acids)
Biological process (GO): peptidyl-glutamic acid carboxylation
Molecular function (GO): gamma-glutamyl carboxylase activity; vitamin binding
Source: RefSeq, a predicted model, not a curated record